Molecule: messenger RNA, 837 nt
Organism: Lodderomyces pseudojiufengensis
Lineage: Eukaryota; Fungi; Ascomycota; Pichiomycetes; Serinales; Debaryomycetaceae
Product: mitochondrial 54S ribosomal protein bL28m
Exons: 1
Coding region: 1-837 (278 amino acids)
Cellular component (GO): mitochondrial large ribosomal subunit
Molecular function (GO): structural constituent of ribosome
Source: RefSeq, a predicted model, not a curated record
AUGAAUUCUAUAAGGUCGAUAAGUAAUGUACAUCUAACGCGAUCCUGGGGUUUGAUAUCAAAGAAUUUUGCAUCAUCCUUACAAUCAUUCCAUAGACCAAUUUCAACAACAAGUCCCAUUUUAUCAUCGACAUCAAAAACCAAAAAUUAUGAUAAAUAUUAUAAAAUCUUAAAAUAUACAAAACCAAUAGAUAAAACCAUAUAUGAAGUAGGUCAAUCACAUCCAUCUGGAUUAAGAAUUCCCAAAUCCAUACCCGAGUUUCCUAAAUAUGAAUAUGAAACAAGAUUUUUUAAAAGACAAAAUAGAGGAUUAUAUGGUGGAUUACAACGUAAAAGAUCAAAAACAUGUUCUGAAUAUUUUAAUAAAAAUUUAAGAAGUCAUGUUCCAAAUAUAAGAAGAGCUAAAUUAUGGUCUGAAAUUUUAAAUACCAAGAUUAAUACAAAGGUAUCAACAAGAGUUUUAAGAACUUUGACUAAAGAAGGUGGAUUAGAUGAAUAUUUAUUGAAAUCAACACCUGGUAGAAUUAAAAUUAUGGGUUUACAAGGCUGGAAAUUAAGAUAUAAACUAUUAAAUCAACUCGAGCAAAAUCAAAGAGGAUACAUUGAAGACGAAGUAAGUCAAUCUAAAAGACCAGUUACGUUUAUUCAUAAUGAUGGUCGUAAAUUUCUUGCCACAAAAGAAGAAUUGUUAAACACAUUGUACGAUUAUAUUCAAAAAGAUAGUUAUUACCCAGUUCCACCAAAGAUCUUUGAUAAAGAGUAUGGACACUAUUCUAUCAAAGAUAUUGUAAAUAAAUUGGAUUCAUAUAAUCAUGAUUUCACUGGUUCAAUAUUGUAA